Teleopsis dalmanni is the source of this 4480-nucleotide messenger RNA. It is a transcript of the gene GABA-B-R3, whose product is annotated as gamma-aminobutyric acid type B receptor subunit 2. The transcript has 11 exons. Gene Ontology annotation, cellular component: membrane; G protein-coupled receptor heterodimeric complex. Lineage: Eukaryota; Metazoa; Arthropoda; Insecta; Diptera; Diopsidae. Gene Ontology annotation, molecular function: G protein-coupled GABA receptor activity. Gene Ontology annotation, biological process: gamma-aminobutyric acid signaling pathway; G protein-coupled receptor signaling pathway. Bases 1 to 4359 code for a protein of 1452 amino acids. The record is from RefSeq and is a predicted model, not a curated record.
AUGACAUGGAGCAACGAACUAUACGACCUCCAAUCUAAUAAGACCACCAACAUCAACAUCAACGCCAACACCAACUCAAAUAACAUACUAACAAUUGUAACUACAAUGGAACAAAUGGAUUAUGAAGAUCAGCACGAUCUGCAACGAAAUGGUUUACUCUAUAAUAAACAUAAUCAAACAGCAACAAUAUUAUCAUUAGCAACAAGAAGAAGAACAAGAACAACUACAACAGCAGCAAUAAUUAGUGCAAAUAAUCCACAAAUGCUUUUAAAUAUUUUGCCAGAACCCUUAAUGCCGUCUAACAAUAUUGAGGAGUUAACAACUAUUUCAUUUUCAAAUGCAAGCGACCGUCCUUUCUAUGCAAAUAGAAGCAAAAAUCACAUAAAACUAACAACAAUAACAACAACAGGUGAUCCAACUAUAUAUAAUAGCAUUAACACCAAUAAUCAGCUACUACAACAGCAAGAAGAAGAAGAAGCAGCAACAGACGUCCAUGCUAAUGACAAUCAAAUCAAUCACAGCAUAACACCCGCAACACUUGUGAAUCUGCAACUGAACUCCAAUACGAGUCUUAAUCCGAGUUCACAAUCGCAAUCUCAUCAGUUACUGUGGAAUUGGAAGUUCAAUCGAACGAGAUUCAAGCGCUUACUUAAGCACAAAGGAAAUGAAACGCAAACAUUAUUCAACAAUCUCAGUUUGUGGCAGCAGCACAAUUUGAAGGUGAACCAAGUGUUCGAGAGUGAACGCCGCAUGACGCCGCACAAUUUGCAACUUAAUCGAGGAAAAAUUGUUUUACUCGGUCUAUUUGAGUUGUCAACGAAAUUGGGACCCCGUCCAGAUGGAUUAAGUGAAUUAUGUGCCGCUAUGAUGGCUGUCGAACAUAUUAAUAACAAACAACUUCUACCUGGCUAUACACUGGAGCUGGUCACAAAUGAUACACAGUGUGAUCCUGGAGUCGGAGUUGAUCGAUUUUUUCAUGCAAUUUAUACGCAACCUUCGACUCGCAUGGUGAUGCUGUUGGGCUCUGCUUGUUCUGAUGUGACGGAAAGUUUAGCGAAAGUAGUACCGUAUUGGAAUAUAGUACAGGUAUCUUUUGGUUCAACUUCGCCUGCACUAAGCGACCGAAAAGAGUUUCCUUAUUUUUAUCGCACUGUCGCACCCGAUUCAUCCCACAACCUGGCGCGUAUUGCUUUCAUCCGCCGCUUUGGCUGGGAUACGGUUACCACAUUUUCACAAAACGAAGAAGUACAUUCAUUAGCAGUAAAUGAUUUGGUAACUGAAUUGGAAGCCGCUAACAUCUCAUGUGCAGCAACUAUAACAUUCGCAGCAACGGACUUUAAAGAGCAAUUACUACUAUUGAGAGAAAAAGAUACGCGUAUAAUAAUCGGUAGUUUUUCGCAAGAUUUAGCGCCGCAAAUACUCUGUGAAGCCUAUCGACUGCGUAUGUUCGGGGCAGACUACGCUUGGAUUCUGCACGAGAGCAUGGGUGCGCCAUGGUGGAACGCUCUGCCCGCCGCUGAUACCCACUGCAGUGCCGCUGAAUUACAAGAGGCAGUUGAGAAUUUGAUUAUUGUCUCAAGUCACAACAGCAUCGUGGGAACCAAUAUAAGCCUAAGCGGUUUGAACAACAACAUGUUCAAUGCACAACUGCGUAAACAGUUUGUACAGUUCCGAAACUUAAUUGCGACUACAUCAGCGGAAAAGGAAGCUGCUAAUAACUCUUUAAUAAGUUCAAAAGUCAAGAACUAUAAACAAUGGCCACAGCAUCUGCAGCAGCGUCAACAGCAUGAACAGCAACAAUCGCAACAAAAAUCAAUAAAUCCUCAAAGAGCUGGUGAGCAAAUUGUUCAGGAGGACAAUGCUUUCGUUUCAAGGUACGCACCACAAACGUACGAUGCCGUUUGGGCGAUUGCUUUGGCAUUGCGUGCAGCUGAGGAGCAUUGGCGUAAGUUUGGAAUUCAAUCGAAAUUGGACAGUUUUGAUUACACACGCAGCGACAUGGCAUGGGAGUUUCUACAGCAAAUGGGCAAGCUCAAUUUUUUAGGCGUAUCGGGUCCUGUAUCGUUUAGUGGGCCGGAUCGCAUUGGUACCACAGCUUUUUAUCAAAUACAAAAUGGUGUCUUGGAGCCAGUCGCAUUAUAUUAUCCAGCUGAAAAUUCAUUGGAUUUUUAUUGUCCACGUUGUAAAACGGUGAAAUGGCACAGUGGUCAGGUGCCAAUAGCUAAGCGGAUACUUAAAGUGCGCGUGGCCACAAUUGCGCCAUUAGCAUUUUACACCAUCGCCACACUGUCGUCUGUUGGUAUAUCAUUGGCAAUUGCAUUUCUGGCAUUCAAUUUGCACUUUAGGAAAUUAAAAGCUAUUAAACUUUCCAGUCCGAAGUUAAGCAAUAUAACAGCGGUCGGAUGCAUUUGCGUUUACGCUGCUGUCAUACUUUUGGGUUUGGAUUUUUCUACACUGCCAUCGGCAGCGGACUCUUUUGCCACUGUUUGCACGGCUCGUGUGUACUUACUUUCUGCAGGAUUUUCGCUUGCAUUUGGUUCAAUGUUUGCCAAAACAUAUCGAGUCCAUCGCAUUUUCACAUGUACAGGCAGCGUUUUUAAGGAUAAAAUGCUACAGGACAUACAACUUAUUCUGCUUGUUUGUGGUCUUUUGCUCGUUGAUGCGUUAGUGGUUACUUUGUGGGUGGUUACAGAUCCCAUGGAACGUCAUUUGCAUAACUUGACUUUGGAAAUUAAUAGCCUUGAUCGUAGUGUUGUGUAUCAACCACAGGUUGAAGUCUGUCGCUCACAACAUACACAAAUAUGGCUAGGAGUUUUGUACACAUAUAAAGGAUUAUUGCUUAUUGUGGGUGUGUAUAUGGCUUGGGAGACACGUCAUGUUAAAAUACCAGCUCUGAACGAUUCGCAAUAUAUCGGCAUGUCCGUGUAUAGUGUUGUUAUAACGAGCGCAAUCGUUGUUGUCCUGGCAAAUUUAAUAUCAGAACGUGUCACUUUUGCUUUCAUCACAACUACUGUGCUAAUACUCACCUCGACAACAGCGACAUUAUGUUUGCUCUUUAUACCGAAAUUGCAUGAUAUAUGGGCACGCAAUGAUGUCAUUGACCCGGUUAUACAUAGCAUGGGACUAAAAAUGGAAUGCAAUACUCGACGUUUUGCGACCGACGAUAGGCGUGAAUUACAAUAUCGGGUUGAAGUACAAAAUCGGGUCUAUAAAAAAGAGAUAGCUACACUGGAUGCAGAAAUUCGUAAGUUAGAACGCAUGUUAGAGUCUGGAACAGCAUCUACAACGACAUCAUCUUCGAAUUCUUUAAUAGCAGGCCAACAUAUGCCUGAAGUUAAAGUUACUUGUGACUCAAUUACACAUAUACCGCCAUUACCUAGGCUUAAUGAAUCACGUACACCGAGUAUAUCUGGUAUUUUGCCUAACUUGUUACUAUCAGUAUUACCACCAGUAAUACCUCGUGCUAGUUGGCCAUCAGCUGAAUAUAUGCAAAUACCAAUGAGACGCUCGGUUACUUUCGCGUCACAACCACAAUUAGAGGAUCCUACCAUAACUCAAGCAUGUUUACCUGCACAAGAUUUAUAUAAUUUGCGUUUGGCACAUCAACAGGCAACUGAAUCAAAAAGCGGUAUCAUAAAUCGCAUAAGAGGCAUUUUUUCACGCACUACAUCUAGUAAUAAAGGUUCCACAGCAAGUCUUUCCGAUCAGAAGGGUUUAAAAGCAGCAUUUAAAUCUCAUAUGGGAUUGUUUACACGUUUAAUACCAUCAUCACAAACUGCAUCCUGCAAUGCUAUCUAUAAUAAUCAAAAACGAGAAUCUGAUCCAACCAGUGGGCAUGAUUUGUACAAUUUAAAGCCUAUGCAUCGAGCAUCGUUUGCUAAAAGUGGCACACAUUUAGACGUUACCACAAUCGAUCCUACUUUUUUGAAAAAACCAACUAUCUGUACUGAUCCCAUCGAAUUGUCUCUUCAACAACAAAAUACCGAAACUACUGGCAGAUAUGUUAAGGUACAUGAGACAAAAGUUAAUUUUAUAUUGCCACAUAAAAGAAGACCUUCUAUUGCACAAUCGCAACCUGCAUUACGUCAGCGUGUGCGAGGAUCGCCAAGAUUUCCACACCGUAUUUUGCCGCCUACUUGUAGCUUAAGUGCAUUAGCAGAAUCAGAAGACCGUAGCCUAAUAAUGAAAAGACGAAGUAUGACACUGCAAGACACCAUAAAUGGAGAAAAUUGGAAAUCAAUGGAAUGGCUUAAAAGUUCACAAGAAAAUUUCGAUGAGGUUAUGGUUGUUGAAGUGGAACAUGUUGUUCCAGAGGAUGAGAUCGGUGCAAAAGUUGAAGUAGAUGAAAUACAGUUGUAAAAUAUAUAUGUAAGUUUUAGUUUUCCAUAAUUUAUUUUUUUUUUUUAAUCUAUCCAUAAGUUAACAAAGUUUGUUAAAGAUAUCCUACAUAUUUGCCAAUUAAUAUAAUUGUUUCGGUUUU